CACCCGGAAGACAGCAGUGAGUGUCAAAGAGCCCGAAGUAGGUUGAAGCAGUUUAAACGUUUAAGGAAAAAAAAAAAAAAAAAAAAAAGGUUGUCAGUCAGGUUUUAUUUGCAGUGUUUUCAGGCGCAAAGAUGAUGCAGGCUUUGAAAGGCGUCAGAUACGUGACAUCCAGCACAAUGAAACAAGCAGUUUCAGAGCUCUCUGUGGCAGUCCCGUGGGGGGAGAUCCGAGGUAAAGUCUGGGGUCCUGACCACGGACAUCCUGUGCUGUGCCUGCAUGGCUGGGCUGACAACUGCGGUACAUUCAACACGCUUGUUCCCCUUCUGCCAAAAGAGUGUCGAUAUGUGGCAAUGGACCUGGCAGGUCACGGUCGCUCGUCGCACCGUCCUCCUGGAGUUCUGCACGCCUUUCCUUCCUACGUGAUGGAUGUACGCAGAGUCGUUGAUGCUCUGCAGUGGAGCAAAUUCUCCAUUAUAGGCCACAGCAUGGGUGGUAACGUUGCAGGAAUGUUCAGCGCUCUGUAUCCGGAGAUGGUGGAUGCCGUUGUGCUGCUGGACUCCUACGGAUUUUUACCUACAGACCAGAAGGAAAUGCCCAAAGUGAUCAGGCAGGGGUUCGAAGAGAUGCUUCUGUUUGAAAAAACGAUGGAGGAGAAGAAGAGAGUGUACACUUACGAGAAGGCAGUAGAAAGGUUGAUGUCUGUAAACCAAACUCUUUCUGAACGCUCUGCGAAAAUCCUUCUGGAGCGAGGUCUGGUUCAGGUUGAGGGAGGAGUUGUGUUCUCCAGAGACUUUCGUGUUAAUCUGAAAAACAUAGCACGCAUCAGUUUGGAGCAGAGUCUGGAGCUGCAUUCGAGGAUCACGGCCUCUGUCCUAGUUGUUCUAGCAGAAAGUGGCUUGGACAAAAUAUUUGCUGAAGUCGAGCAAAAAAAAUUUACAUCAGCACUUCUUCAGGCCUACAGGGACAAAAAUCAAUCCGUGGUGACCGUUCCAGGUGAUCAUCACAUCCACCUGAAUAAGCCUGACAUCGUCGCUCCAGUUGUGUCGGACUUCCUGCAGACCAAAGUCCUCUCACGCUCUGCUACACCAACUAAUGGCCAGACCUCUAAGUUAUAACAGACCAGUUACUCUUCGAGUCACGUCACACUGACUCUACUGCUAAUCCUGUAUUUGUACUGUACUAUUUACACAGGUUUAACUUUGGUGCUUAAAACUCACUCGGCUGGUCGUCUUAGUGGACUCAUUAAUUAUUUAAAGCCUUUUAAAAGGUAGUGGUGCUGUUUAAAUGAGAAGACAAAAUUUUGCCAUCGCUGCCAUCUCUGUCUGUUAACUCAGGCUUUCUGCCUCAGGCUCUGCACUCAGUAACAUGAGGGCAUCAGAGGUUUGAGUUCUUCUAUUGCGCUGCCUGGAGCAUGCACCACAUACUCCAAGCACAGGCAGUUUCAAACACAUUAUACCACAUUGGAGCUCUCAAACUUAAACUAUUAUUAAACUAUUCCAUAGCUUGAUAAUUGUC
Messenger RNA from Pundamilia nyererei, 1515 nucleotides. Its product is annotated as serine hydrolase-like protein. Gene Ontology annotation, cellular component: membrane. NCBI's taxonomy places the organism in Eukaryota, Metazoa, Chordata, Actinopteri, Cichliformes, Cichlidae. The transcript is spliced from 12 exons. Bases 132 to 1115 code for a protein of 327 amino acids. The record is from RefSeq and is a predicted model, not a curated record.